Phyllostomus discolor (pale spear-nosed bat) is the source of this 1651-nucleotide messenger RNA. It is a transcript of the gene GLT8D1, whose product is annotated as glycosyltransferase 8 domain containing 1. Lineage: Eukaryota; Metazoa; Chordata; Mammalia; Chiroptera; Phyllostomidae. The record is from RefSeq and is a predicted model, not a curated record.
GGCAAGCGGGCUUGGGCUUGCGGAACUGCGCGGCUGCAGAGGAGCCAGCGUGUGGCCGGACUGGUCCCGAGAGCAGGGAACGCUGGCGGCUGGCGGCAGACUAGGUCCCGGGCCUGCAGCGCGGGCGCUGAGCUGGCGGGGCGGGGCGGGCCUGGGCGCGGGCGGGCGGCUCCUCCGGUUGCAGGGUUAAUAACUAGUAUUUAUGUAGGACAGAAAAGAAGGAUGUCAUUCCGUAAAGUAAACAUCAUCAUCUUGUCGGCUGUUGUUUUCUUCUUACUGGUUUUGCACCAUAACUUCCUUGGCCUGAGCAGUUUGCUAAAGAAUGAGGUUUCAGAUUCAGCAAUUGUGGGGCUUCAGCCCAUAGACUUUAUCCCAAAUGCUCCCCGUCCUGUGGUAGACUGGAGACAAGAGGAGAUUCCUGUGGUUAUUGCUGCAUCUGAAGAUAGGCUCGGGGGGACCAUUGCAGCCAUAAACAGCAUUCAGCACAACACUCGCUGCAAUGUCAUUUUCUACAUUGUUACACUCAAUGGCACAGCAGACCAUCUCCGGUCUUGGCUCAGCAGCAGUACCCUGAAAAGCAUCAGGUAUAAAAUUGUGAUUUUUGACACUAAACUUUUGGAAGGGAAAGUAAAGGAGGAUCCUGACCAGGGGGAGUCCAUAAAACAUUAACCUUUGCAAGGUUCUACUUGCCUAUUCUGGUUCCCAGUGCAAAGAAAGCCAUAUAUAUGGAUGAUGACAUAAUUGUGCAAGGUGAUAUUCUUGCCCUCUACAAUACACCACUGAAGCCAGGACAUGCAGCUGCAUUUUCAGAAGAUUGUGAUUCAGCCUCUACUAAAGUUAUCAUCCGUGGAGCUGGAAACCAGUACAAUUAUAUUGGAUAUCUUGACUAUAAAAGGAAAGAAUUCGUAAGCUUUCUAUGAAAGCCAGCACCUGCUCAUUUAAUCCUGGAGUUUUUGUUGCAAACUUGACAGAAUGGAAAAGACAGAAUAUAACCAACCAGCUGGAAAAAUGGAUGAGACUCAAUGUAGAAGAGGGACUGUAUAGCAGAACACUUGCUGGCAGCAUCACAACACCCCCCCUGUUGAUCGUAUUUUAUCAACAGCAUUCCACCAUUGACCCAAUGUGGAAUGUCCGCCACCUUGGCUCCAGUGCUGGAAAACGAUAUUCACCCCCGUUUGUCAAAGCUGCCAAAUUACUCCAUUGGAAUGGACACUUUAAGCCAUGGGGAAGAACUGCUCAUAUACUGAUGUCUGGGAGAAAUGGUACAUUCCUGACCCAACAGGCAAGUUCAGCCUAAUCCGAAGACAUAUGGAAAUCUCAAAUAUAAAGUAAAAUAUAAUUUAUGCUAUAAGCCUUUCUCAGGAAAUCCUGGAAGAUAGUAUGUGUGGGAAGUAGCAAGUGUGGCACUUGCACCCAUGGAAAAAGGGACAUUUCAGCUGGGGUAAAGAGGACAAGUAGCACUGUCUGGCAGUCAGCUUCCAUGAUGGACUACAUGUGUCUCAAGUGGUUGCUUACCGUAGUACUGAAUGACCAGAGAUGGUGAACUGAUAAGGCUGGUACAGCUAGUUCAAUACUGCUGCUUGGUUUUAAGUUUGUAACCUGUGGCCUGAUCUAUAAAUAAAAUGAAACCUACAUUUCUCAAUAGGUACCU